Lachancea thermotolerans CBS 6340 is the source of this 630-nucleotide messenger RNA. RefSeq names its product putative uridine kinase DAS2 (gene DAS2). The record is from RefSeq and is a predicted model, not a curated record. Lineage: Eukaryota; Fungi; Ascomycota; Saccharomycetes; Saccharomycetales; Saccharomycetaceae. The transcript has a single exon. Gene Ontology annotation, molecular function: kinase activity; ATP binding. The coding region runs from base 1 to 630 and encodes 209 amino acids.
AUGCCUCGCAUCAUUGUUUCGAUAGGUGGUGGCCACCUUACUGACAUUCACAAGGCCAUCUUGCAGAUCAAGGAUGCGCUACUUGAGGCUUUCGUCAACACUGAAGUAGUACUUGUCGAUUUAGACAAGUCUCUGAAAAAGGGUCCACUGACGCACACAGACCAAGACUAUGACUUCAAACAAGUUUCAGCGCGUCUCUGUAGUGCACAAGACCCCAAUGUAUGGGAGGCAGUCCUGGUGUGUGGUGCUUACGCGUUGUUCGACCCCACGAUCAAUGAGCUCUGUCAUCUGAAGGUAUUUCUUGACAGCGACGGCGACCGCCGGCUCAUUGACCUUAUUAAUCGCCGUAGCGCCAAAACUCCCGAGCUUCUGGCUGCCUUGAUUAAGGACUAUAUGGAAAACCUGCGGCCCGAGAUGCACAAGUACAUCGAGCCGACCAAAGCGCACGCGGACCUCAUCAUCCCCAACAGCAGCGAAAACGUUGGGCCCGCCAUCAUUGUGGACAGUAUUGUUAAGAUUGUCGAGGAUAGCAAGGGCGGGAUUGUGCGCCCGAGGAAACUGUUCCCACAUCUUGACUUCCAGGCUGAGUCCCUGGACAUCGAGAAAGAGAAGUACUACGAUCUUAGCUGA